GCCAUGGGCUCUGUGUCUUGUAGGGACCUUCCAGCUUGGACUAUUUUGUCAUGGAGGAUGUUUUCACCAACACCGCUAUUUUACAAGGGCUCAAAGAGAUCUCAGUUUUUUGCCCUCAAAAUUACAAAGAUGUUGAAAAAAAGACUACAUGUAAAGCAUUUUAAAUAAAGGGAAUUUUGUUUAUAGCUAAGGUAAGUUGAUAUGUUGUUAAGUGGCAUGGAACGUAUCAAUGAGUUCCUUAAGGAUAUGGAAAUCUCAUGAAAUUUAUAUAAUUAGCUCAAUGGUACUAUUAUGUAACCUUGUCCCUUGUGAUAUUAAUUAGGUCAAUGGUACUAUUAUGUAACCUUGUGAUAUUAAUUAGGUCAAUGGUACUAUUAUGUAACCUUGUGAUAUUAAUUAGGUCACAUUUAACUUAUAAGGAAAUGGCCUUUUUUUUUACCUGUUCAUUUCCUUUAUUUUUUUUCAAAACGUGUUUAUUUCAUUUGAACUUAAACGUAAAUUUGUAAACUGUCUGAAUAAAACUAGCGACUGUAAGCUCCUAUGAUUAAUGCAAAACUUUUCACUUUUAAUCGGAUGUGUACAGCUACAGAGAUCAGAAAUUGAAAGAAUUCAUGGCUCUUUUUUUUUUUAUUAUGCUCUUUUUUUUUUUUAAAUUUUAGAAGAUCAACACCAUGAAAGUUUUGCAGAAGUUGGUCAAAAGAGCGACUGUGGCACUAGCCGUCGUACUUGCAUCGGCGGGCCUGAUUAUUUUCUUUUCGGGAACAAAAAGCAUUUCGAAAUGCAAAACUUUUCACUUUUAAUCGGAUGUGUACAGCUACAGAGAUCAGAAAUUGAAAGAAUUCAUGGCUCUUUUUUUUUUUAUUAUGCUCUUUUUUUUUUUUAAAUUCUAGAAGAUCAACACCAUGAAAGUUUUGCAGAAGUUGGUCAAAAGAGCGACUGUGGCACUAGCCGUCGUACUUGCAUCGGCGGGCCUGAUUAUCUUCUUUUCGGGAACAAAAAGCAUUUCGACACAUGAACAGCAUUUGGGUGAGCGAGGGGCCUCGGCGUGUGUUUCAGUUCUUGUAGUGCUGUAACUGAUUCAUGCAGGGUGCAAUGCCAGGACACGUUUGAUUGAUUUCGUGAAACCUCAGAACCUUAAAUAAGAGGCCGACCGUAAUUUCGGUUUCGGCGCUAAAAGUUGCCAUUUCAUCACUUUAGGCGAAGUUUCGGUUUCGGCCAAAACAGAAAAGUUAACUUUUGGUUUAUUUUCGGUUUCGGUCGAAAGUGACUGAGGCUUUUUGGCCAUCUGGCCGAAAAUGAUUGAGGCUUUCGGUUGUCUACCGUAAGUGAGACUGUCAUUAUGUCUGUCGGCCUGCAAUCAUCAUUGCUCGACGUCUUGCUGUCAUCUGGCUGUCAUCGUAUGACAAAUGACUAAUCAUCUGCGAACAUUGCUCACGGCUACAUGAUAAACUGCUUGUCCAAUAUUUCAAAAAAUAAAAUUACAUUUAGGCUUAGGCAAUGGUAAAUAGUUUGGGUUUAUCUUAACUUAGGGAAUGUAAAUUUUUUAUUUUUAGUUGGUUCGUAUUCUCCAUCCAUAUUCAUCCUUUGUUAGUCCAUAUACUUUCAGGAGAACUUGUGUUUAGUAGGUUUUCUGUCGUUUUUGUUAGGGUCCAAGUUUCACUUGCGUAUGUUACAACUGGUCUGAUUAAAGUUUUGUUAAUAGUUUUCUUUGUUUUUUUCUUUUAAUGCUUUUAAUUUUGAGUAUUUUCUGACUACUGAAGUAUGCCCUGUUUCCGGUCGAUAUUCUUUCUUUUAUUUCUGUUAGUAAUUCAUUUCUUCCAUUUAAUAAAGAUCCUAGGUAUUUGAGUAGAUUUACUUUUUCAAAACCCUGGUUUCUAAUGUUAAUGGUUUCAUAUGUCUGUUCUUCUCUUAUCAUAGUCGUGUAUUUUUUUUUUUUUUUGGUUGUUAACUUCCAGUCCUGUUUGAAGUGAUGCGUUUUCUAAUUCAAUAAAGGCUUUUGAUAUAUCUUUACUACUUUUUCCCAACAGUGCUAUAUCAUCAGCAUAUGCAAGAUACUGAAGGGGUUGAUUGUAGUGAGUGCCUAUUGGUUGUGGGUCUUGGGUCUUCCACAUAAAGUAUCCUGUUAUUGUUACUCGGGUGUCAACGAUAUUAUUUUAUGACAUACGGAGUGUUAAUUUCCAAAUUAUUGGUUGUUGACUUUUUCAAUUUAAAACAAAAAUUAAUUAAAACAUAACGUUUGAAAACUAGAGACGAAAGGUUUGAACUGAACUAUUUCUUUCUCCCCCAACCACCCCAGCUCUAGAUGCUAGCUCCAACAGAUCGAGGGUGACGAAAUUGUACUUUGUACAAGGCACAUCGAGCAGCGAGUUCCUGAGGAGGAGACACAAAGUCCGAGAUGCCUGUCUCCCAGGGAAUCAUCUGCAAGACCUACCGAGUGAUGUCCAGCAUGUGCUGACCCAUGGCGAUUCGGGUGUGAUUUACUGUAUCGUCCCUAAAGCUGGUUGUACUUUCUGGAAGAGAGUUUUUUCUUUUCUAAAUGAUAAGGUAAAUACAAUAAUUUUCCCAUUUCUUAUAAUGACAAUGACUGGGAUUUUGUACGGAAAAUAAGCUGGUUUCCUUUUAUAAAACUAAACAUCGAGCGUGCGUUGCUCAAGUAGCCGUCAACAGCAAAGAAAAGAGGGACAGAAAGAUAAACUUAGCAGAUGGAAGGCAUUAUAAACAACGAAGUUUUCAUUGAGUCAAUGUCAUACCACCUGGGGGAUUCCAUCUCCUGAUAUUGGGGUAGACUCCUUUCGUUUAAAAAUAAGUUUCCUCAUCCAAUGUUAAUGAGCCCCAUCUGCUUGUUUUAGUUCCAGCUCUGCUUUGAACUCCAGGCAAUCAGGUAUUUUUUUCUUUAUACUGAUAAGGUAGAGAAAAAGUUAUAGAACAUUCUUAAAAACAAGAUGCAUUUUUUAAAGGAAGGUUUUUUUGUGUUGUUUUUUUAACAUUUUUUUUUACUUAUUUAUUUAUUAUAUUAUAUUUUUUAAAAGGAUUAUGAAGUUAGAGACAAUUAUUUAUUUUUUUAAAAUUUGCAUGCAACUAAUGUCUUUGCAUCUUCAAAUUUCUGGCAAAUAUUUAAAAAAAAUAUAUUAUGCUGUCAGUGAAUGUAAAAAAAAAAAAAAAAAUGAAUGAUAAUAAAACCUGUGUGAUCACAUUAGACUGGAAAGGGAAAUAACUUCAUAUCUGUUAUAUAUAUUGUGAAUUAUUUAUUUUUUUAAAAUUUUCAUGCAACUAAUGUCUUUGCAUCUUCAAAUUUCUGGCAAAUAUUUAAAAAAAAUAUAUUAUGCUGUCAGUGAAUGUAAAAAAAAAAAAAAAAAAUGAAUGAUAAUAAAACCUGUGUGAUCACAUUAGACUGGAAAGGGAAAUAACUUCAUAUCUGUUAUAUAUAUUGUGCUUCUGGUACAUACUGCUUGCUCUUCAAAAUCGCUCCCCUCCCCAUGCCACAUGUUUUAUUGUAAUAGUACUGAGUGAAAUAAAAAAAAGGCUGUCACACAGCGAGCUUCUUGCGCACGGAAGGUCUGAACAGGAACGGACCCGACUGUUGAUGGCGCCCCGGGCAAGCUUAACUUGGGCGCCCCUUUUAAGUAUUAUCUUACAGAUUUUUGCAAGGAAUAAACUAGGGGUUUGAGUAAUGAGUUUAUUUACCCAGGUUGUUUUUUUUAACAAAGAAUGAACAAACAUUUUUUUUUCUUAACUGGUAUUUGGAGAGUAUGAACAGGUAGCCUAACCUGGUAUUUGGAGAGUAUGAACAGGUAGCCUAACCUGGUAUAUUGAGAGUAUGAACAGGUAGCCUAACCUGGUAUUUGGAGAGUAUGAACAGGUAGCCUAACCUGGUAUUUGGAGAGUAUGAACAGGUAGCCUAACGAUGCCAUUUUUUCUAGCCUUCAGAUCAGCAAAGCUUUUUAUUGCCUUUUCUAUAUUUAUAUUAUUUGCAAUAUCAUUUUCUAUAGACAAAAGUGUCAGAAGAAGUCAUACUGUCUUGAGACAUGAAUGAUUGUAAAUAGGUUUUUAAAUCCUUUAUAUUAACUUCGCUUUUGUUCGUCGCUGGUUCGCUGGGUGGCGGACUGGCAAAAUCUUCGGACGGCGAAUUGACCCACUUCCCACCAAUCCAUCGAGCUGAAACUUGGCAUAUUGACUUAUUGCCGAUGAAAUACAUUCUUUCGAAAUUUGAGCCCGACCCCCCCAAACAGGAACCGAGUAGUUUCUCAAAAUACACUAAAGAGGUGUAUACAAAAACAACAACUAUACCCGUUUAAGGCCCUAGUGUUCUUCAUUUCCUUUCUGAUUUCACAACCUUUAUAUUUACAAUUACUAAAGUAACGUUAUAAAAAUAAUAAAACGUCUUAUAUAGCGCGGUACCCCAGCCUAGGGCUGGGCUCACCGCGCUGUACAUAAAAUUUUUUAUCAAAAAGAGACAUAAUCAUGACAUUAAAUAAAAUACAUUUAUGAAAUAAAGAACAGCAAUGGAUAUUCACCCACCCCACCACAUAACUUUUACAAGGCAAACCAUGGACGACAGCCAGCAAGAUCAUUUAUCGGUCAGAGGAGGGGAAUCAGUCAGGGUAGUAUAAUUUAAAAAGAUACGUUUUGAGUGCAGUUUUGAAGGCCUGGGUGGUUGGUAUAUUGCGUAUGUGUAGUGGCAAAGAAUUCCAUUGUUUGGGGGCGCAGAAAGAGAAAGAAAUAUAAACAUUGAACUAAAACAUACAUUGUAAGUUGUUAUUUACCACCGACUCUGUCUUUGUAUAUUUUAAGUGAAAUAUUAUGGAUUCCAUUUUUUCUUCAAUUCAGAGUAUUUUAACUUCUUAAAUAUUUGCGCUAUUUUGCUUUGAAACGUGUCAACCGGUAUGAAAUAAUUAAGCUAAUUAAUCCUUGAAAAAUCAUGCAUAAAACUGCCGUGCACUGCACACCUAGUUAGACUUGAAGAAGCACUUUUAUUUACAUUUCAUUGCACACAAACAUAUCAACAGCUCCUAAAAUGUGGACACCAAAAUUCCUAAAAAUUUGACACCCAAAUUCCUAAAAUGUCGAUUGCAAAAUUCUUAAAAUGUUAGCACCGAAAUUCCUAAAAUGUUGACACCGAAAUUCCUAAAAUGUUGACACCGAAAUUCCUAAAAUGUAGACACCGAAAUUUCUAAAAUUUUGCACACUCGUUGACUCAGAAUUGAUAUUGGACCCAACAUUGGUUAUAAUCAUAACUUCCGCAUUAUGAUGUCAAUGAGACUCUGUAACUAAGCAAUAGACUUUGUCAUUUCGGAGACCGCAGAACCUCACAUCGCUUUACGUAAUGUUACUAUUUUUAGAUACUGUUUUCGUGAAACAUAGCUUCUGACAAUGUAUUCCCGUAUAUAUAUAUAUAUAUAUAUUAACAAUAACAAUUUGUUUGUGAAAUCUUUCGUAAAAUAAAGCAGUAAACUUGCUGGCUCACAUUAACUUAGAAAUCCCUAACAGCUGUUGAGAGAUUGGCCAUACGAAAUACCACGUGCCUGAUCCCCCAAGAGCUCUCCAGGAUGAAAAUUUUUUUUUUUAUUUUUUUCCUUUUUCAGAACAUUACUAGACCCUUAGAUACUAUCUUCUCUAUUCCACGUCUGCUGGUCCACCAGCAAGGUCAAGGCGAACCUUUUCAACAUUACAUCCACAAUCCUCACAAAUACCUUACCCGGGUGAUGGUCAGCAGAGAUCCUCUGGCUCGCAUUCUGUCAUCCUAUCUUGACAAGUUCUAUCUGCCUGAUUUUUGGGAGAGCUACGGCACGACCUUCAUGGAACAGGUCACUGGGUUUGCCAGGAUGAAUUCAAUGAGAGAGCCAGUUAGAACUGGCAUGGAUUUUUCACAUGCUAAACUUAGUAACUCUUGCUCGUGGAUACGAAAUAAGUUGAAUUCUUCAGUUUCAGUGCCAAACGCCAAACAAAUUAACGAUAAUACGGUUACGGCAGACGAUUUUAUGAGAAAGCACUUUGAUGAUAUGGCCAACAGAUUCUGGCCAAAACAUGGAACCGGAAGCUUUCAAACGGGAUCCUCAACGUACCAGGAUACGCGCUGCGGGAAAUAUUUGACCUUCUCCGAGUUUGUGCUCGCCAGCAUGUACGAGGAGGAGCCCCACUGGCAGCCGACGUACCAGGUCUGCAACCCUUGCCAGUUCGAGCCCACGCACGUCAGCUACAUGGAGACUUUCAACGCAGACGCCAAGGUCGUCCUCGGGUCCAUGGGGCUGAAGGACUUAGUGGACCAGCUGGACCCAGUUUCACAGGUGACGUAUCACUAUAUCUCGUUUUUUUUGAGCUUGUUCUUCAGGGCGAUUUAGUCCGUGUCUUGAAAUGUUAAAGCAAAGGAGUCGUCGUUGUUCUAGACUCAAUCCAUAGUAACUAGUUGAAACAUUUCAAUGCGCUUUUGUGUUAUGAGUUGGAGUGGUGUUGUCGUUUUUUUUCAAAACAUUAAUUUCUGGUUAUUUUUAAAAAAAUCAAUGUUGAGCAACCAAAAUGAUUAGUGAGGGGGGGGGGUAAUUUUACAUUAACUUUUUUCUCCGCGCAACUUCAAGGUCUCUGACAUACAAGGGUGGUUAAACCCCCAUCUACUGCUUUGAUGUGCUCAUCUCAAUCUCAUUAUGACCCUCAUCUAUAUCAAUGAUGCUUUGUUUUUCAUCCCUUUCUAAUACUUAAUAACGUAGUUAUAUUACCCAUCGCCAUGCACAUCGCAACUUUCACCGUUACUAAAACCCACAUCAUGGAUAUCUUCAUAUCCACAUCGUGUUAUAUUUUAUAUUUAAAUCAAUUUUUUCCUUCUAUAUUUGAGGGGCCCACGAUCAAUUUACUGAUCAUUCUGGCUCCUGGUUUGAAUUCAGAGUUUAGCCUUCUCUUAGAGGAGUUACCGUCCAAGACUAAAGAGUCCCAUCCACAUAUCAACACCAUGUUAUGUUUAAUAUCUACAUUAUGUUGUAAUUCAUAUCCACACCAUGCCUAGUUUCAUAUCCACACCAUGCCUAGUUUCAUAUCCACAUCAUGUCUAGUUUCAUAUCCACACCAUGCCUAGUUUCAUAUCCACACCAUGCCUAGUUUCAUAUCCACAUCAUGCCUAGUUUCAUAUCCACAUCAUGCCUAGUUUCAUAUCCACAUCAUGCCUAGUUUCAUAUCCACAUCAUGCCUAGUUUCAUAUCCACACAUGCCUAGUUUCAUAUCCACACCAUCAGGUUAACGAGGAGAUCUCCAUGCUGGUUGAGUACCACUUCAACAACGUGUUCAACGGACCUGGGAGUCACUUCUAUUCCACGUGCCUGACCCCCCAAGAGCUCUCCUACCGUUUGUGGAGCACAUUCCUAUGGCAGGGAUACAUACAUCCCUUGGCCGUGUACGAUGUACCGGAUUUUCACGAUGUGUCCAGCGUCAAAGAAGACCUCUUGGCCCAGAUUAGGCAGGCCAGGUACUUGGGUCUGAAAGAUGAACACGUUAUGGAGAAAGCCAAAAGGCUUUUUUCAAGAAAGUUUUUUACAACUUUAACCGCGGAAGCGUUGAAGGAACUGUUCAUCAAAUUUCGAGUCGAUUUGAAAUUAUUUCACCGUGAUAAAGACAUUGAUGGUUUCAAUUGUUUGUUUUCAAUUUAAGUUUUUUUGUUUUUGUUUUUUUUUAAUAAUAGUGCAUGAAAGCAUCAUAACUUCAAGUGCUUUUCUUGUACGGAUUAUUAUUUACUGAUCCUUCAUAAAUGUUUUGCGUUAUUUUGUGUGUUUUUUAAAAUAAUUUUAUUAUAUCUUUAUAUACAUGUAUGUGCGUGUGUGUGUGUUUAUUGGUGGAGUGGGGGGGGGGUCGGUCAUCUAUCUAGUUUAACAAUAGAGGUGCCGCAGGUUUCUUUAAGCACACAAAUCCAUGUUCAGAUAUAAGUGUAGUAGUAGGGGCAAGAGCAGAUUCAGCUCAAAAUCGUUCAGUUUUAAGACUCGUGUCAUUAUUCAACAAAUGCAUACCUUUUGCAAACCAUAUGGUCUGUACAAGGGACACACAAUUCAACACGACUCACCUCCCGAAAGCAAAGGCUCCAACGUUUGCGCCAAAGUUGACGGCACAAAGCAUAGAGAGAAUUAAGAAAUGCUUUUAAUCUAUUUCAUGAGUGCAGAAUUUUAAAAAAAACUUGUUUUCAUUAGAAGGUCAUUGUAUUUCAGCACUGUAUUUUUUUUAAAAACGGAGUCGAAAACGUCUUUGUUUCGAGGUGAGUGUCGUGAACUAGAUUUAAGGGUGGGAAUGAUUGGUGGGGAGGGGGGAGUUGUUGAUCGUGAGGGGGGUUUUGUGAGUUGUAGGUCGUGAGGUUAGAUCGUGGGGUCAGAACGUGGGGUCAGAUCGUGGGGUCAGACCGUGGGGUCAGACCGUGGGGGCAGACCGUGGGCAGACCGUGGGGCCAGAUCGUGGGGUCAGAUCGUAGGGUCAGAUCGUGGGGUGAGUUCAUGGUUUUCUGAGUGUAGGCUGAGUGCUCAUUGUGUAGAGAGGAUUUUAAUAAAAAAGGUGGUGUGUUAAGUAAUGUUAAGAGUUCGGGAGUUGGUUAGCGUGAUGGUGCAAGUGGUUAGUUGUCGAGAGUAAGAUCAGUUGGUUAGCCUGAUGGUGCAAGUAGUAGUAGUCGAGAGUAAGAUCAGUUGGUUAGCCUGAUGGUGCAAGUGGUAGUUGUCGAGAGUAAGAUCAGUUGGUUAGCCUGAUGGUGCAAGUGGUAGUAGUCGAGAGUAAGAUCAGUUGGUUAGCCUGAUGGUGCAAGUGGUAGUUGUCGAGAGU
Molecule: messenger RNA, 8778 nt
Organism: Lymnaea stagnalis (great pond snail)
Lineage: Eukaryota; Metazoa; Mollusca; Gastropoda; Lymnaeidae
Source: the annotation of a GenBank genome assembly